UGAGCAGCUAUAAAAGCGACAGUCAGAGCCAUUGGCAGCAGAAGCACUCACAGGCAGAUGCAAAAACCCAGAGCCCGGAGUCAGCCGCAGCAGAAGCAGCAGUAACAGGAGUAGCAACCAAGAGGAAAACUCUGACUAGCGGAGGGCUCAGCCACUGACGACAGCACUACAGUGUUUGUGCCACAGCCACCGGUAAAACAGGAGCACAGAGUGCUUCACCAGAGCACACCAGGAGGAUUUUUUUUUGAAGCACUGCAUUUAAACAUUUGACGUGAAGCUGUCUACGGAAGCUCAGCCCAAAGAGGCCGGUGUGACAGAGGAGGUAGUGGAGAGAGAACAGCAGGCCCUUUGCAAAAAGGGACAAUUGGCUUCACCGACAAACCCAACGCACCACUCGUCCUCACCACCACACAUGGCUGCUCGUCAUAUGGAGGUGGUGGGCUUCCCUGUGCUGCCUGCCCACCUGCUCGCCUCCACCAUGGAGGAGUUCCCUCAGCAGCUGCCCGUCCCCAAGGGCCCCGCCCAUGGGCGCAGCCGACCCCGUCGACCCCGCGAGGCCCGCUUUAAGACCCAGCCCGUCACCUUCGCCGAGAUUGCCGAGGUCGAGGAGGAGGGCGCCUCACCGCUGGAGGAGGAGAGAGCGCGGCGCUCCUUCCUGCUGUCCCUGGAGAGUCUGCGGCGGAGCACCCAGACGCUGCACGGGCCCCCAGCCCGCGCCGCACACUCCUCCACCCCAACACAGGCCAGCCUGGACUCCAGCGACUCCGACUCGGCCCAGUGAGAGAGGCUCUGGACUGGAGGAAGAGUGAGGAAGAGGAAGAGGACAGACAAAUGAACUUUUAGUUCCUCUCCUUGGACUGGACAUUUCCCAUAUGUGCGUAGAUGCUAUGCUGUCACAUGGUAUAUAAAUAUAUAUAUACAUAUCUAUGAAUAGAACAUAUCCAUAGUCUCGAUAUGCAUCUGAUGCAUUCUCAACCAAACUCCUCUAGCAAUAGCAGUGUGGCCCUAGUUGGCUGACUACAUACCACUGCUUGGCAAGAGCUAGUUGUAGCUUGUAAGAUGUGAAUCAGUGAUAGUACCACUUUAAUUCCUCACAUAUAUUCCUUUAUUUUUACUGUGUAAAGCAUUUUGAACUUGAAGCAGAGCUUGAAAGUUGAACUAUGUAUUGUUUUUUUUUUUUAAACAAUGAAGCAUUUAUUUUUCUCACCUUGUGCCUGCUCAUGGGUUCUUAAUGUGCACAUGCCCUGUUAAUGUGGUAAAGAGGUAGCUGGGGCAGGAUGAGAGGAGACCUAAAGCACUGACAGAGCUCUCUACCCUGCUCUUGAACUUUCUCUGCAAAGCUCUGAUCUUUGAUCCCUCCUUUUUUGGUAGAAAUGUAAAAUUAACUACAGUUAUGUUUCCAGAAAUGAGGAGCAAACUUUUGUUUUAAAUGAUUCUGAUAUUUAUUUACUGAUUUUAGUUAAAUUAGAAAAAGACACUGUGGACUGGUAAAGUCACUUUUCGUAGAUACAGAGGGAAAAUGCCUUUAUACUUUUUGAUUUACUUUUUGUUAUCUUUGUACAGUUUCUUAUUACUUCAAUAAAUACAGUAUUUCCAACUAUA
Molecule: messenger RNA, 1602 nt
Organism: Clupea harengus (Atlantic herring)
Lineage: Eukaryota; Metazoa; Chordata; Actinopteri; Clupeiformes; Clupeidae
Gene: c3h11orf96
Product: chromosome 3 C11orf96 homolog
Source: RefSeq, a predicted model, not a curated record